AUGGACGCGGAACGCUUGGAGAUGAUGCUUUUUGACGAUCAGCGAAUCGUUACCGCGCUGACUCUUUCUAGGCAUUCGGGCUCCCUUGUUGAAGACGCCAAAGAGAGCAUUACUUCGUUCUAUGAGUCUAAUAAAGGAAAAAACGGAUUAUGGGCCAUCUACUCCAUCACUGGUGAUAUGGAACGUCAGGGUAUCGUUUGCAAAUCCACCGUGUUGGCAAAAGAGUCGGAGCUGGAAGAGAAGAAAAGUAAUUUUCAGAAAAUUACAGCCUCAGAAGUUUUCAGUUUACAAGUCAGAGAUGUCGAGGACGUAUACUCAGUUUUUCUUGCUGAUAUGAUGGAAGACAAAGAUUUUUUUCGUUCCGAUAACGACAGAGCCCCCAUCAAAACGAAGAAAAUAGAAUAUUUCCGUCAAAUCAUGGAGACAAAUCAUAAGGAUCAACUUGAGCUUAUCGCUAAAACCAUUGAGCUUUCAAAGACUGCUGGAGUUAAGCCUGUGGUAACGAAGAAGUCUACAAUUGUUGACAAGAAGCCCGAUAUUAAAAAAAUGUUCGAGAAGGCUUGUACAAAAGAAAAAACACCCAGAAACUCUCCAAAGAAGGAAGUUAGAGAAAGUCCCUUUUCCUCUCCUGAAGAAAGUACUUCUUCCGAUUCCACCCAAAAGAAAAGAAAUCGUAAAAUCAUUAUUGAUGAUGAGGACUCUCUCUCUCCUCCUGCAAAAGAACCGAAGCAAGAGCCUGAAACAACUCCCAAGAAAGAAGAGAAACCGAUAGUUCGAAGCGAGAAAAAAGAGUCUAAGAAUCUCUUGAAAGAAGAUAUUUUCGAUGCAAAUGCUUCUUCUCCAGAAAAAGAAGCUGAACCCGAACAAAUGGAAGUUGAUUCUCCUGUUAAGAAAUCUAAAAAAAAGUCAAAUUCUGAGAACAAAAAGCCAAAAAAAUCAUCGCAGAUUAUUAACGAAGAUAACGACGAGAAGCCAGAAGAGCCAGUAGUUCGAAGAUCCCCUCGUAAGCAUUUCCAAGGAGGGGCUGUUGAAAAAAAGAAAAAAAUGAUCAAAUCGUACGAGACUUUCAUGGAUGAUGAAGGCUUUUUAGUAACAAAAGAAGUUGUCAGAGAGCAGUCUGUUGAACCCGAGGAAGCAGCCGUUGCUAAGCCACUGUCGCCUAAGAAAAUCAAUCAGACUACAUUAACUAAGCCCAAAACUACUAAAACAGCAAAUCAGCAAUCCAAAAUAAGCUCAUUUUUCACGAAGAAAGCUUGA
This is a messenger RNA of Auanema sp. JU1783, 1257 nucleotides long. NCBI's taxonomy places the organism in Eukaryota, Metazoa, Nematoda, Chromadorea, Rhabditida, Rhabditidae. The record is from the annotation of a GenBank genome assembly.